This is a messenger RNA of Raphanus sativus (radish), 862 nucleotides long. RefSeq names its product ras-related protein RABA4d-like. Lineage: Eukaryota; Viridiplantae; Streptophyta; Magnoliopsida; Brassicales; Brassicaceae. The transcript has 2 exons. Gene Ontology annotation, cellular component: endosome. Gene Ontology annotation, molecular function: GTPase activity; GTP binding. Bases 22 to 690 code for a protein of 222 amino acids. The record is from RefSeq and is a predicted model, not a curated record.
UGUUUUUUUUUUAAGCCAAGGAUGUCUAAUUUGUAUGGAGAUUACAACCAAAAGAUCGACUACGUCUUUAAAGUCGUCUUGAUCGGAGAUUCCGCGGUCGGAAAAACACAGCUGCUUGCUCGGUUCGCUAGGAACGAGUUUAGUGUCGACUCUAAAGCCACCAUCGGUGUUGAGUUCCAAACUAAAACGCUCGUCAUCGAUAACAAAACCGUCAAAGCUCAGAUUUGGGAUACUGCUGGCCAAGAGAGAUACCGAGCAGUGACAAGCGCGUACUACCGUGGAGCUGUUGGGGCAAUGUUGGUCUACGACAUGACCAAACGUCAAUCAUUUGAUCACAUGGCUAAAUGGCUAGAAGAACUAAGAGGGCACGCGGACAAAAACAUAGUGAUUAUGCUAAUCGGUAACAAAUGCGAUCUCGGAAGCCUAAGAGCAGUGCCAACCGAAGACGCACAAGAGUUUGCACAAAGAGAAAACUUGUUCUUCAUGGAAACCUCUGCUCUCGAAUCUACCAAUGUUGAAACCGCUUUUCUGACUAUCUUAACAGAGAUUUAUCGUCUAAUCAGCAAGAAAUCAUUAACGGCUGAUGAUGAUGACGCCGAUGGGAACUCGAGCCUCUUAAAGGGGACUAGGAUUAUCAUUCCUACCGAGCAGGAGAGCGGGAAUAGAGGUGGAUGUUGUGGCAAAACGUAACUCCAAAAGCGAAAGACAAAAGAUUAUAUUCUUUUUUUUGUUUUGGGUUUGUUGUGUUUUUCUUUGUGUUUUAUUCAUGUUAGGCCAUUUCUUCUUGGAACGAAACAAUAAGUCAAGGUUUACUAGAGAAAGAAGAGUUUAUGAGGGUGAAACCAAGAGCCCCAUUAUCUUA